Molecule: messenger RNA, 2061 nt
Organism: Microdochium trichocladiopsis
Lineage: Eukaryota; Fungi; Ascomycota; Sordariomycetes; Xylariales; Microdochiaceae
Product: lysophospholipase catalytic domain-containing protein
Exons: 1
Coding region: 1-2061 (686 amino acids)
Biological process (GO): glycerophospholipid catabolic process
Cellular component (GO): intracellular membrane-bounded organelle; cytosol
Molecular function (GO): A2-type glycerophospholipase activity
Source: RefSeq, a predicted model, not a curated record
AUGGGUAUUGUGAGGCCCAUUCUCGGAGCGCUGGCUACGGCCGUCUUGCUGGCUGAUGUGGCGGCCAGCACACAAGGCGUUGACAUCGCACGCGCCUUCCGAGCCACAGAGAUGCGCAGGGCCCUGCCAGACAACCCGAGCGGCGGCUACGCGCCGGCCAUUGUCGACUGCCCGUCAUCGCGGCCGGCUGUCCGGAAUGCGACGCGGCUCUCGCCCAACGAGACGGAGUGGCUAUCGACGCGGCGGAACAACACCAUGGAGCCCAUAACGGCCCUGCUCAAGCGCAUCAACAUCACUGGCUUCGACGUCGAUGAGUUCAUGUCGAGCGCGGGCAAUGACGCCACGGUCCUCCCCAACAUUGCCAUUGCGGCCUCGGGCGGUGGCUACCGGGCGCUGAUGAAUGGCGCGGGCUUCAUCGCCGCAGCAGACAGCCGUGUGGCCGGCUCCAACGAAACAGGAGGCAUCAGUGGCCUGCUGCAGUCGGCGACAUACCUCGCGGGCCUGUCUGGCGGCGGCUGGCUGGUGGGCUCCAUCUAUGCCAACAACUUUUCGACAGUGCCUGCGCUGCAAGCAGGAAACCCGGACACGGGCCUGUGGGCGUUCGACAGCAACAUCCUUGAGGGACCGUCCACAUCAGGCGCAGGCCUGCUGUCGACAGCCGAGUACUGGGCAACCAUAUACGGCGAAGUGCAGAGCAAGGACAAGGCCGGCUUCAACACGUCCCUCACCGACUACUGGGGCCGCGCGCUCUCGUUCCAGCUCAUCAACGACGCGUCCGGCGGGCCGGCCUACACCUUCUCGUCCAUCAGCCGCACGCCUGGUUUCAACGACGCCGAGCAGCCGCUGCCGAUCCUGGUCGCCGACGAGCGCAGUCCUGGUACGCUGCUGAUCUCGCUCAACUCGACCGUGUUCGAGUUCAACCCGUGGGAGAUGGGCUCCUGGGACCCGACCGUGUACGGUUUCGCGCCGCUCGAGUACAUUGGCUCCAACUUCACCAACGGCACCGUCUCGAAUGCCACGGGCCAGCAGUGCGUCAGGGGGUUCGACCAAUAUGGUUUCCUCAUGGGCACCAGCAGCAGCCUGUUCAACCAGCUAUUGCUCCUGAACAUCUCGUCACUCAACGUCCCUGGGUUUGUGCAAGACGCCCUGACAAGCUUGGCCAGCGAGCUGGGAGAGGACGACGACGAUAUUGCCCAGUACGCCCCUAAUCCGUUCUUCCACUACAACGACCAGACCAAUCCCAACGCUUUUGACGACCAGCUGAGCCUCGUCGACGGCGGCUCAGACCUGCAAAAUAUCCCCCUGCACCCUCUAAUCCAGCCUGAGCGUGCUGUCGACGUCAUCUUUGCCAUUGACUCCUCGGCCGACGUCAACAACUGGCCCAAUGCCACUGCUCUCCGCGCGACUUACCAGCGCAGCCUCGAGCCCAUCGGCAACGGCACAAAGUUCCCCGCGAUUCCUUCAGCCGAGACCUUCAUCAACCUCGGACUCAACCGCCGCCCGACAGCAUUCGGCUGCAACGCCGGCGUCGCCAGCUCAAACAGCACGUCCAACAGCAGCACCAGCGCCGUCAGCGGUAAUGUCGACUAUCCGCUCGUCGUCUACAUCCCCAACACGCCAUACACGGCGCUGAGCAACGUAUCGACGUUCCAGAUGAGCUACGACGACGCCACGCGCAAUGACAUCAUCCAGAACGGGUACAACGUCGCAACCAUGGGCAAUGGCACGCUUGACGCCUCUUGGCCGAAGUGCGUGGGCUGCUUCAUCCUAGAGCGCAGCCUGGUCCGCACGGGGAGGGCCAUCCCCACCGAGUGCCAGGCGUGCUUCCGUCGCUUCUGCUACAAUGGCACCGUCGACAACACCCCCGUUCCGUCGUUCGAGCCGAUCCCGUUCCUCCAGCUCACGAACGCCAGCUCGACUGGCGGUGCGCCCACCGCCACAGCUGGCUCGGCGAACCCGAGCCACACCAAUGCCGCUGCUCGGGUCGUCGGCGGCCUCGGGUACGAUGGAGCCGUUACUGCGUUUCUUGUUGCCCUGGGAGCGCUGGCGGCUUUGUUGUAG